CGCUCGUAUUUCCUCCUCCCCAGACCGAUCACUUCACCCAGAGAGCGAGUGGGAUCGCACGCCCAACGCUAGCCUUGCCAGUUGCCACCUGAUUGCGGCGCGCACUAGCUAGCUAGCUCUCGACUCUCGCUGGUUGUGGUUGGUUUAAAGGCGACGGCCCCCCUCGGCAUGCGCUGUCCUGCUCGCCCGGGAAAUGGCGCCCGCAGCUUCGAUCCUCUCGGCCACCUCCGCCGCCGCUGCUUCCAAGCGUCCGCCCGCUUCCGACGCUGAGCCGCUGCUGCAGGGCGACGGCGAGGCGGCGCGCAAGGGCCAGCAGCCGAGCAGGCAGCAGCAGCUGGAGUGCCCGCGCUGCCAGUCCACCAACACCAAGUUCUGCUACUACAACAACUACAGCACGGCGCAGCCCCGCCACUUCUGCCGCGCCUGCCGCCGCUACUGGACGCACGGCGGCACGCUCCGCGACGUGCCCGUCGGCGGCGCCUCCCGCCGCACCGGCGGCAGCAAGCGCCGCAGGGUCUCCGCCGAGCCCUCGCCGUCCGCGUCCGCGUCCUCGCCGCCGCAGACGACGGCGGGGGCCGACGCGUUCCUGCUGGCGCCGGACCUCUCGGCCUUCCCGUUCCUCAGCGACGGCAGCUUCCUGAUGCCACCGCAGCUGGACCUCGGCGUCGCACCGGCGGCGUUCUCCUCGUGGCAGUCGGUGGUCCCGGACUUUUACGACGGGCUCGCGCCGUGGGACGACGGCGCCACUGGCAUGACGGGUCCGUGGGGCGACAUCGCCGGCGGCCUCGAGCCCAGCUGGCCACCGCCGGGGAACUGAUCGUGGCAGCCGGUCGCCGUUGUGAGGCUCCGGUUUUAGCAGUGCGGCCUCAUCAUCAGGUUCAGGUAGCUAGUGCUUCAAAGUUCCUAGUAUGCAGUAUGUUUUGAUGAGCUAUAUAUCCAGCUAGGAAUGCAAGCAGCUCAAUUCUCCUGUGGUUUCGCUGUUUCUUCUCGUCCUUGUAACGAAAUGAAAUGGUGGCAAGUAGUUAGGUCGGUGGAUCAUGAUCUGUAGCUGCCUGGAGGGAGGAUUAUAAGAUCUGUGCAGUGAUUAUUGUGACAAUAAAAUUAAGUUUGUGUCAA
Messenger RNA from Setaria italica (foxtail millet), 1116 nucleotides. RefSeq names its product dof zinc finger protein 2. Bases 194 to 817 code for a protein of 207 amino acids. Gene Ontology annotation, biological process: regulation of DNA-templated transcription. Gene Ontology annotation, molecular function: DNA-binding transcription factor activity; DNA binding. The record is from RefSeq and is a predicted model, not a curated record. NCBI's taxonomy places the organism in Eukaryota, Viridiplantae, Streptophyta, Magnoliopsida, Poales, Poaceae. The transcript has a single exon.